This is a messenger RNA of Blepharisma stoltei, 1935 nucleotides long. NCBI's taxonomy places the organism in Eukaryota, Ciliophora, Heterotrichea, Heterotrichida, Blepharismidae. The record is from the annotation of a GenBank genome assembly.
AUGGAAACAGAAGAAAUUCUAUAUAUCGGAUUCAAUAAAGACCGAACUCUGCUGACUACUGGGUCCCGUGCAGGCUUCAAAGUUUUCAAAGUUUGACCAAUUGAGCUUUUGCACCAUGACGAUAAUGGUAACUUCAAAAUUGUGGAAAUGUAUGAAAGCUCACAACUUAUUGUCCUUGUCGGUGCAGGCGAACAGCCUGCAUUUUCACCAAGAAGACUGACUAUUUGAAAUCUUGCUGAAAGGACACCGAUAUGCGAAACUUCUUUCCCUGACUCAAUUUUAGCAGUCAAAAUGAACCGAGUCAGAAUCGUUGCUGUAAUUUGUGAUGGAAUUUAUAUCUACGACACCACAACAAUGAAAACUGUAGGGACGCUAAAGACUGUCAACAACCCCAAAGGCAUAGCAGCCUUGUCGCCUUCACAUUCUGCGUGCUGGCUGCUAUAUCCUUCAAGUGAGGAAAGAGGAAAUUUUCAUAUUUAUGACUGCUUUAGCUUUCAGCAUAGAAUAGAAGUGGUGGCUCAUAACUCGAAAUUGGCUUUUAUAAGUAUAUCAGCUCAAGGGGAUUUGUGUGCGACUGCCAGUGAGAAAGGAACAGUUAUUAGGGUAUUUUCGGUGCCUGAGGGGAACAAGAUUUAUACGUUUAAAAGAGGACUGAUGACUGCGCUGACGUAUUCAAUGAGUUUUAGCUUGAAUGGGGAUUUAUUGAUGUCGUGCAGUGAUACAGGGACUAUUCAUAUAUACAAUAUCAGCAGAGAAGAUAUAAGUGAAAAAAGAUCUUGGGGAGAUAUGAUAAAAACGUCAAUUUUUUCAGCUGCCAGCUUAGUGGUGCCUGAAUCGUAUAAAGACUCAUUUGAGACGUCAAGAUCUUAUAUUGUUGUAAGGACAAAUUUUCAAUCGCCUUAUACAGCCACGCUGGUGCCUGAUUCAAAUUAUUUGUUUGCUUUGAAUAAUUUUGGAAAAUAUAUGGUAUUUAGACUUGAUUAUAAUAAUGGAGGAGAAGGUGUAUGGUCAAGCACAGGUAGCAACCCUACACCCACCCCCACCUUUUUUAAUGGUACCCCCACCCCCCCUAAAAAAUGGCACUCCCACCCCAUCCUCCAUAAUAUAGCAUAAAAUAUAUGAAAAAUGCCAAUUUAGAGCAGACGCAAUAAAUAAAUUAUUAUUUUAAAUAUUCAAAAUUACUGAUUUAUGCAAAUAUCCACAUAGCGUAGCACAAUCGAUUAAGGAGUAGAUGGGAUGGGGUGAGAAUUUCCUAUAACUAGUAAGCUCACCAAAUCUGAAAAAAUUUGUUAGCAAGCAUAAUAAUGAUCUUUGGUAUUAAUUAGCAAUAUAUCCUGCAUAUAUUUAUGAACUUUGUGGAACAAUGGCUAAAAAGUCAAAUUAGAGAUCCAAAAGUAAAACUGACAAUAGCAAAUACUAUUUUUAUUAGCACUAUUGAAUCCUGCUACCAAUUCAGUCCUGCAAUCCUUGUACAAUUGUCAUUAGAUUAGCUUUAAUUUAUGAAUCCAUAAAUUUAAUGCAAGUUAUUCUAUUAUGCUUGGCUAAUUUAAUAAUUAAUGCCAUUAUCUAUAUUUUUGGCAUUAUAUUUAUAAAUAUAAAAAACAAAUUUAAUAUAUUUUCUAAUUAAUUGCUAAUUAAUUUAAAUUUAUUAAUUAAUCAUAAAUAUAAAGUAAUUUGUGGACUUAAUUUAAAAAUAUAGUGUUUUAAUUGGGUUAUGUUUAAUUUAUUCUGCUUAUUUCCUAUCAAAAUACUUCUAUAGGAUAAACCCGAGAGGAGGGGGUGGGGGUGCCAUCUGCGAAAAGGGGGUUCCCUUAUUAGGGGGGUGGGGUGGGGGGUUCCCUUAUUGGGGGGUGUCUGGUUGCGACCUAUGCUUGACCAGGUGUAAUCUUGCAAGAAGGAGAUAUAAAUAUGGUCCACACAGUUAAUGAAGCAUAA